AUGAUAAAGAUGACCUUGACAGUGGUGUUGGUGUACUCCCUCUGCUGGCUUCCCUUCAACAUUCUCCUGGUGGUGCUGGACUUCGUGGAGGAGAUGUCGUUCUGGCCACAUCUCCACCACCUGUGGUUCGUCUUCCACUGGCUGGCCAUGUCCCACACCUGCUACAACCCCGUCAUUCUCUGCUGGAUGAACGCCAAGUUCCGCGAGGGCUUCCUGAACGUCCUAUACCACCUUGUGCCCUGCGGCCGUAGCCGGAUAUCCCAGCACCUGCUGAAGCUGCGUCAGUCGUCAGGACUGCAGAGGGCACACACCUACAGCACGGCCUUCGGCAGCUCUCGUAACUCCAGGAAUCAGAGAUUUAAUGACGAGCCUCACAACAGACUCGAGUCCUCCUCCUCGACCACAGGCUUCUUACAUAUCACAAGCACCACUGACGUCCCACUCAAGCUCUUUCGCACUCGUUCCCUUGAUCCAAGCACGAAUGGACUAAGAUACACCGCAGUGGAGAGAGAACAAAAGGAAAAUCACGUCGGGGAAAACGACCGGAGUCCAAAUCCCACCGUCGCUGACAACAAUUUUGGAACGUGCGGCCAGACCUCGCUGGGGUACUUGCCUCUGCCUCAUGAGAAGAUCGAUAGCUACCUGUAUUUAUCAGGGGAGUCCACACUCUGAGCCAGCCGAGGGCCUUACCUCUCUCUCUUUCUCUCAGAAUAAGAAACAGAAGCAAAGAUAAAAGGCUUUAAUGUUGGUCCUUAAUAAGUAUAUGCAUAUACAGGGAUGUCAUCCCUGGUAAUGUUGUGAGGACAUAUUGCCUAUGAGAACAGAAUAAACAGCAGUUAGGAAAGACCAAACUGUUUAUAUCUAAUUUGAUUUGAGUGUUUUACUUAAUGUUACGUUAAUAUCUUUUUAUUAGACAAUAGGCAAGAAUAUUUUGGAACAUAAAUGUAUAAGUUAGCUUGGGAAAGUCAAUAUUUUGUUUUUCAGUGUAAGUUUACAAUAACAUAUCCUAUUUUAGCUUUAUUGUGAGCAAUAUGAUAAAUGGAAUACUACAUUAACAAAAAUAAUGAUUUAUGUAUGAAAUGUUCAAAGUGAAAUCAGCACAAAUGCCUCCUUUAUGUUUUCUUGAUACUGGGAAUCUUGUAUAAUGUAGGCAAAAUGUAUAUAUAGUACACAGGAAAAACAGGUGUUGAGAAUGUCUUGUAACAUAAGGUACAUUUGUUAUUUAACAAUUUGUAUAUCCACUAAUUAGUUUGCGAGUGUGUGUGAAUGUGUAUAAGAGUGUGUGUAUGUGUGUUUAUCUUUAUUUUUUACAACUUCAUAUGUGGAUUCUAAUUUUUAUAUACUACAAUCUGUAUAUAACUAUUAAAUGUUUGUAUAUCUAUGGUUAUUCUCAUUAUAUGUAAUUUAUAUUCAUAUAUUGUUUGUAUUAAUUUUUUCAGUGGCAUAUCAAGUGAUAAUAACAAUUAUUGUUGAUCGUUAA
Procambarus clarkii (red swamp crayfish) is the source of this 1480-nucleotide messenger RNA. The record is from RefSeq and is a predicted model, not a curated record. NCBI's taxonomy places the organism in Eukaryota, Metazoa, Arthropoda, Malacostraca, Decapoda, Cambaridae.